UUUGACAUGUUUACUCUCAUAACUCUUUCUAAGAAAUGAAGAAACUCAAGAAAACAAGGAGGUCAAGAAGAACUAGAAAAGAUGACUAUGAUCAUGAUGAUGAAGUGGAUGGCCCAGUUAUAGAUGAAUCUCAGCUGUCAGCAAAAGAGCUUCUAGGGUUGCAACAAGCUGAAGAACGUUUGAAGCGAGACUGCAUUUACAGACUGAAGAAGCAACCUCGAAGCUAUCCAUCAGCAAAAUAUGCCUGCAAGUUGUGUGAUGUUUUGAUUGAGUCAGUGGCUUUUGCUCAUAAACAUAUUAAGGAGAAGAGACACAAGAAAAGCAUAAAGGAAAAGCAAGAGGAACAGAUGCUGAGCACCCUGCCUCCUCCAACAGCUUCACAGAUUAAAGCUAUUGGUGUUGCCAUUGAAAAUGUAGUACAGGAGUUUGGCUUAAGUAAUGAAGAUUUAGAAAAAAGGCUCAACAUUAAAACAGUGAUGGAAGAUGUGCUGCACCAAAAAUUGCCAGAGUGCUCAUUAAGAUUGUAUGGCUCCUCCUGUAGUGGAUUUGGUUUCAAAACUUCAGACAUAAACAUAGAUAUCCAGUUUCCUGCCAGUAUGAGUCAACCAGAUGUUCUCUUAAUUGUUCAAGAAAGUCUGCAGAACAGUGAAUCAUUUAUUGAAGUUGAUGCGGAUUUCCAUACUAGAAUACCAGUGCUGGUGUGCAGAGAAAAGCAAAGGUCUCUGUUGUCACUUUGUGUGUUCAAAUAGUAUAUAGCUAUGUAAAUUGUGUACCAACAUCUGACAAAUGACAUUUCAGUACUAAGUUAUUACAGUUCUGUAAUAAUGAAACAUAAACUAACACUCAUGGGCAAGUCAUUCCUAGUCUAGAAUAAGAGUGUAAGGGUUGUUCUGUCCUCAGCUGCGUAUUUCCCAGUCCUUUCAACCAUUACGGUUUCCAGUAUAUGCCUUUACUGCUCCAUUUGGGAUAACUGCUUAACAGGAGUUCCAUUG
Oxyura jamaicensis (ruddy duck) is the source of this 992-nucleotide messenger RNA. RefSeq names its product terminal uridylyltransferase 7-like. The record is from RefSeq and is a predicted model, not a curated record. Bases 36 to 749 code for a protein of 237 amino acids. Gene Ontology annotation, molecular function: RNA uridylyltransferase activity. The transcript has 6 exons. Lineage: Eukaryota; Metazoa; Chordata; Aves; Anseriformes; Anatidae.